GGAGCCUCUCGUCUUCCCGGCUCCAUUUCAACUGGAUUUUUAACACUCCUAACCACUCCAGAUCAGGACAAGAUCACAUCCAAGGUGGAAAAUGUCCAGUGAAAGACAGCGGUCAGACGAUGAGAGUCCGAGCACCAGCAGUGGUAGUUCUGAUGCAGAUCAGAGAGACCCUCCAGUGCCAGAGCCCGAGGAGCAAGAGGAGAGAAAGCAACCCACGCCUCCACAACAGCAAAAGAAAACAACCAAACUGUCCAGCAAAACAACCGCAAAAUUAUCUACUAGUGCUAAAAGAAUCCAGAAGGAACUGGCAGAAAUCACUCUGGACCCCCCACCCAACUGCAGUGCGGGACCCAAAGGAGACAACAUCUAUGAGUGGAGAUCCACCAUCCUGGGACCUCCAGGCUCCGUCUACGAAGGAGGAGUGUUCUUCCUGGACAUCACCUUCUCAUCAGAUUACCCUUUCAAGCCGCCAAAGGUCACUUUCCGCACAAGGAUUUAUCACUGCAAUAUCAACAGUCAGGGCGUGAUCUGUCUGGACAUCCUGAAGGACAACUGGAGUCCAGCACUGACCAUCUCUAAAGUGCUGCUGUCCAUCUGCUCUCUACUGACAGACUGCAACCCCGCGGAUCCUUUGGUGGGAAGCAUAGCGACUCAGUACCUGACCAACAGAGCGGAACAUGACAGGAUAGCGCGACAGUGGACCAAGCGAUAUGCCACAUAGACAGCCGCAGGACCCGCCCCCUCACCAGCCCUACCUGCAGCAGUGUAAAGAUUCAGGAGGCUACUUUACAACGUGCAACAAAUCUUUAUAGCCUUUACAAUACGGACUUCUGUGUGUAUGUUAAACUGGUUCUGCUCUGUGCUUUUACCCAAUGCGGACUGGGAUGACUCAUACCACCAGGUAAAUGCCACCAGAGUAGGACUGUGUAGCGGUAGAUUUAGUUAUGUUUAAAUGCCUACUUGCAAGUCUUGCUUCUUUGGGAUAUAAAAAAUGUAUUUUGUGAUGUAAUAAGGAAACUGUUCCUAAAGUCAACCAAAUAUUAUGGUGCAUUUUAGCCUAAUCCAUUAUCUGUAUGAAGUAAAGAAAAAAAAACUAGCUGUAGAUUAUUAGAAAUUGUCAUUUAUAUGAAACCCAGAUCCAUUUGCAGUUCUGUGGUACCUGCUGUUGUGAACCCUGUUUUACCUUUGUCAGUUUGUAAUGAAGAGAUCUCAUUGAACAUUUUGUAGCUCACCAGAAAUGAGCCAACACUGUAACACCCCCAAACACAAUAAAAAACGAAAAACAAA
Messenger RNA from Chanos chanos (milkfish), 1287 nucleotides. RefSeq names its product ubiquitin-conjugating enzyme E2E 3 (UBC4/5 homolog, yeast) (gene ube2e3). Lineage: Eukaryota; Metazoa; Chordata; Actinopteri; Gonorynchiformes; Chanidae. The coding region runs from base 92 to 721 and encodes 209 amino acids. The record is from RefSeq and is a predicted model, not a curated record. The transcript is spliced from 6 exons.